Populus trichocarpa (black cottonwood) is the source of this 1925-nucleotide messenger RNA. Its product is annotated as probable flavin-containing monooxygenase 1. The transcript is spliced from 5 exons. Gene Ontology annotation, molecular function: NADP binding; N,N-dimethylaniline monooxygenase activity; flavin adenine dinucleotide binding. NCBI's taxonomy places the organism in Eukaryota, Viridiplantae, Streptophyta, Magnoliopsida, Malpighiales, Salicaceae. The record is from RefSeq and is a predicted model, not a curated record. Bases 196 to 1758 code for a protein of 520 amino acids.
GCCAAUCAAGAUGGUGGCCGUUUGAGCUGAGAGAUAUUAUAUGAAGGUCGACAUUAUUUGGAUAAGGUGACCGACCUAUCCAUAGAAGCACAAAAGAACGCACUGUUAGAUGAUUUUCCUGAAGACCGUUUGAUGGCUUCUUAGACAUAACUAGUAUUUAAUGCCCUGACCCUAAACGGAUCUCAGAGUGGACUAAUGGAGAAACGAGUGGUAAUCAUCGGAUCAGGAGUAAGUGGCCUUCUUGCCUGUAAGAACACACUCAAAAUCGGACUCAACCCGAUUGUGUUUGAAGCUGAAGAACGAAUUGGUGGAGUUUGGUCACAUACUCUAGAGUCAACCAGACUCCAAAACAGCAAAGAAAUUUACCAGUUUUCUGAUUUUCCGUGGCCUUCCUCGAUAAAAAACACGUAUCCCACUCACAAUCAAGUGAUGGAGUAUCUGGAAUCUUAUGCACAGCAUUUCAAUAUCUUUGCAUGCAUCAAGUUCAAUUCCAAGGUCAUUGGUAUAGAGUAUUUUGGAGAGUCUAACGAAGAGAUGGAUUCAUGGGCUCUUUGGAGUGGGACAGGCAAGCCCUUUGGCUCCAAAGGGAAAUGGCAUGUUAAAGUUCAAGACACAAAAAAUUGCAGCAUACAAGUGUAUCAUGCUGAAUUUGUAGUUCUUUGCAUUGGACAAUUCAGUGGCCUUCCAAAUAUUCCAGAGUUCCUUCCAAAUCAAGGACCUGAAGUGUUCAAGGGCAAGGUGAUGCAUUCAGAAGACUUCUCAGCCCUAGACAAUUCAACUGCUUCAGAAUUGAUCAGAACAAAGAGAAUUACAGUAGUUGGUUCUCAUAAAUCUGCAGUUGACAUAGCAGCAGAAUGUGCCAACGCAAAUGGAGUUAUGUACCCUUGCACAAUGAUUCAAAGGAAUGCCCACUGGUUUUUUCCCCGUGACAAUUUGAGUGGACUUCUGCUUGCUUUCCUGUGCUACAAUCGAUUCUCGGAAUUGUUAGUCUAUAAACCUGGUGAAACAUUUCUAUUAAGUUUUCUGGCCACCUUACUUGCACCCUUGAGAUGGGGAAUUUCAAAAUUCAUUGAGAUCUACCUUAGAUGGAAUAUUCCUCUGAAGAAGUAUGGAAUGUUACCAAAAUCCAGCUUUCUUGAAGAUAUAUCUUCCUGUCAGAUUGCGAUGCUGCCUGACAAAUUCUAUGACAGAGUUGAAGAAGGAAGCAUCAUUAUCAAGAAUUCACAAAGCUUAAGCUUCUUCCCAGAAGGUCUAAUUAUAAAUGGAGAAAAUCGUCCAUUUGAAACUGAUCUUGUGAUUUUUGCUACAGGAUUCAAGGGUGAUGAAAAACUGAAAAACAUUUUUGAGUCUCCAGUUUUCCAAAACUACAUAAUUGGGUCACCUACCACUACAGUUUCCCUCUACAGACAAAUAAUUCAUCCUCGAAUUCCUCAAUUGGCUAUAAUAGGAUACAGUGAGAAUUUCUCAAGUUUGGGUUACUCUGAAAUCGAAAGUGUAUGGCUAUCACAUUUCCUCGAUGGCAACCUUGAAUUGCCAAGUAUAAGAGACAUGGAAGAGGAAGCAAACAUGUGGGCAGAUCACAUCAAACAAGUUACAGGCCGCUACUUCAGGAGAGCUUGUAUUAGUAACUUUAACAUAUAUUACAAUGACCAGCUUUGCAAAGACAUGGGAUAUAAUCCUAGAAGAAAGAAAGGACUUUUAGCAGACUUGUUUAUACCAUAUACACCAACAGAUUAUUCAGGUCUCACCAGCAAGUGAGGUUUCCCGAACUUUGAGAAAGCUCCAUCACGAGUUAAAAACCAUGUAAUUGCAUGUAUAUGCUUGCUCCCGCAAGCUGUGAAAGGCAGAAAAUAAUUUAUGGCAAAGGGAUACCUUGGGUUUUAGUGGUUUUAAAAUUCCAGUUUAUAUCUACUUCGCUGCCUAAA